CUUCCGGUGUCACAGGUCAACUCAUCCGAGAGCAAGCUAGGAGCCAAGAAAACCCACGGACACCUCCAAAAAACUGUUAAAAUCAUGUCCCACACCAUCCUGCUGGUGCAGCCCACCAAGAGGCCAGAGGGAAGGACGUACGCUGAUUAUGAAUCUGUCAACGAGUGUAUGGAAGGUGUGUGUAAGAUGUACGAGGAGCAUUUAAAGAGAAUGAACCCCAACAGUCCGUCAAUAACAUACGACAUCAGCCAGCUGUUUGACUUCAUCGACGACCUGGCUGACCUCAGCUGUUUGGUGUAUCGUGCCGACACACAGACAUACCAGCCGUACAACAAGGACUGGAUCAAAGAGAAGAUCUACGUGCUGCUGCGCCGUCAGGCCCAGCAGGCACAGAAGUGAAGCCUCUGACAGGGUAGAGGGUAGAGGGUUGGGGGGGGGGGGCAUUGUUAUUUUUUCUUUCUGUAACUUGUGUUGAAAUGAUUUGAGUAACCUGUUUUGAGCAGAUUUUGACAGUUUUUACUGAACGUUUUUUUCUCAUGAAGGGGAGGUGCAUUUUGUAUUUUAAUGUUUGCUUUAUUAAUAAAGAUUUCAUUUAAAUAAA
This is a messenger RNA of Epinephelus lanceolatus (giant grouper), 601 nucleotides long. Its product is annotated as enhancer of rudimentary homolog. NCBI's taxonomy places the organism in Eukaryota, Metazoa, Chordata, Actinopteri, Perciformes, Serranidae. The record is from RefSeq and is a predicted model, not a curated record.